GAAGUCUGAACACGUCAAUUAAAACCUGCACUUGCACUCAACUGAAACUCUCAGAUGCACGCAGUAGCAGCACCCCGCAGCUAGUCCACGAAAAUGGCAGGACAAAACGAGCUGAAGCUGCUCGGAAGCUGGGCGAGCGCCUACGUAACCAGAGUGAAGCUGGCACUCCACCUCAAGAGCGUCACCUAUGAUUACGUCGAGGAGGACCUCCGCAACAAGAGCGACCUCUUGCUGGAGUCCAACCCGGUGCACAAGAAGGUGCCCGUGCUCAUCCACAACGGCAAGCCCAUCUGCGAGUCUCAGAUCAUCGUGGAGUACAUCGAUGAGGUCUUCUCCGGCGACGGCGAAUCCCUCCUCCCCGCCGAUCCCCACGAGCGCGCCGUCGCUCGCUUCUGGGCCGCCUACAUCGAGGACAAGAUACUGACGUCAUGGAAGAAGGUGUUCAGGGCCAAGACGGAGGAGGAGAGGGCCGUGUGGAUGAAGCAGAUGUUCGUCGCGGCGGAAGCUCUGGAGGGAGGACUGGAGGAGUGCUCCAAGGGGAAGGGGUGCUUCUUCGGCGGCGGCAGCGUCGGGUACGUCGACGUCGUGCUGGGCGGGGCCGUCUCCUUCGUGCACGCCAACGACGUGAUCACCGGCGCCAAGCUCUUCGACGCCGCCAGGACGCCGCUCCUGGCGGUGUGGUUGGAGCGGUUCGGCGAGCUCGACGCCGCCAAGGCGGUGCUGCAGGACGUCGAGAGGGCGCUGGAGCACACCAAGAUGGUGUGGGCACGGAAUGCAACCACCGCCGAUUUGGUUAGAAGGAUUCCACGCAACCUGCGUGCGGACUUGGAACAAAUUACCCUGGAACUGCCGAUCGAGCUGGUUGAAUCGAGAUCGAUGGCGGGAGGAGGAGAUGGGCUGAAGCUUCUGGCCACAUGGUUCAGCCCGUUCGCUUCCAGAGUGAAGUUCGUGCUCCAUCUCAAGGGCCUGAGCUACGAGAACAUCGAGGAGGACCUCAAGAACAAGAGCGAGCUCCUCCUGAAGAGCAACCCCGUGCACAAGAAGGUCCCCGUGCUCUUCCACAACGGCAAGCCGCUCUGCGAGUCCAUGGUCAUCGUCGAGUACAUCGAGGAGGCCUUCGCCGGCGUCGGGCCGGCCGUCGUCCCCGCAGACCCCUACGAACGCGCCGUCGCUCGCUUCUGGGUCAACUACAUCGACAACAAGCUAGUGGCGCCGUGGUUCCAGGUGUUCAGGGGCAAGACGAAGGAGGAGAAGGCGGAAGGGCUGAAGCAGAUGUUCGUGGCGGCGGCGGUCCUGGAGGAGGCCUUCAAGGAGUGCUCCAAGGGGAAGCCCUUCUUCGGCGGCGACGCCGUCGGGAUCGUCGACGUCGCGCUCGGAAGCCAGCUCGGGUGGCUGCGCGCGUCGGAGGCGCUGUCCGGCAUCAAGCUCUUCGACCCGGCCAAGAUGCCGCUCCUGCUGGCGUGGGCGGAGCGCUUCACCGCGCUGGACGCCGCGAAGGCGUCCAUGCCGGAGUCCGGCAGGCUGCUCGCGUACGCCAAGAUGAGGCAGACCGAGACCGAUGCCGCGAAUGCCAGCAAAUGAUUACUGAAUACCGACGGCUGGCUGGCUCGCUCUACUGCGCUGCGAUGAAUAAACAACGAGUUCACGUUCAAAGAAAGAAAAAAAAACGGGGUUUUGCCCGUUCUUCGUUGUUGUGCAAUCACACGGCUCAUGCACUACUGUUGCACGUAUGACUGGAGAAUGUGUUUUAUUAUGAGAAAUAAAUAGUUUCAUCCUCUUGGGGGACGCUC
Messenger RNA from Oryza brachyantha (malo sina), 1790 nucleotides. RefSeq lists its product as uncharacterized. Gene Ontology annotation, cellular component: cytoplasm. Bases 94 to 1581 code for a protein of 495 amino acids. Gene Ontology annotation, biological process: glutathione metabolic process. Gene Ontology annotation, molecular function: glutathione transferase activity. The record is from RefSeq and is a predicted model, not a curated record. The transcript is spliced from 5 exons. NCBI's taxonomy places the organism in Eukaryota, Viridiplantae, Streptophyta, Magnoliopsida, Poales, Poaceae.